AUGGAUAGAAGGAAGCUAAUAUUUGGUAAAUUCUGGCUUUUCGGCUUGCUCAAUAAUGUAUUGUAUGUGGUCAUACUAGCUGCUGCUGUGGAUAUCGUGGGCCCGACUCUACCAAAAUCGCUGAUCCUGCUGGCAGACAUUUUGCCAUCGUUCUUAGUCAAGUUGGUGGCCCCGUUUUUCAUAGAUAGGGUAGAGUAUCACUAUCGGAUAUGGAGUCUAAUUGCGUUGAGCGGCUUUGGAAUGCUACUGGUGGCAUCAGGGCGGCUGGGAGUAUGCAUUGUGGGAAUAGUGCUGGCUUCUAUCUCAUCAGGAGUAGGUGAAAUCACGUUUCUCCAGUUAACGCACUACUUCAGUCACGUUGCAUUAAACGGCUGGAGCUCUGGGACGGGCGGGGCCGGGCUGGCUGGAAGCUUUUUGUACAUGCUCCUGACUUCGAUCCUGAAAAUACCUGUCAGCAGGUCUCUACUACUGUUCUCUAUCCUACCGAUCGGAUUCCUGCUAUAUUUCACGCUUCAGGUAGAGCGAACUGCAUAUGAGCCUCUCGCGUCAGGGCACUUUAUGGAGGCAGAAGACAAUUCAGGCAGUGUGAUAAGUCUGGAGGCGCCUAGGACUACAGUAGACAACGCCCGUGACUGUGCAAGCCGGCCUCGGUUGGCCGCUCUGCGGGAACGAAUAGAAGUGACUAUGCGGCGACUAAAAGUGCUAGUAGUCCCUUAUAUGAUACCAUUGAGUACGGUAUAUCUGUUUGAAUACUUAAUCAACCAGGGCGUAUCCCCUACGCUUAUGUUCCCAAUCCAUGAGGGAUAUGGCACCUCGCAACUCUUCCAUAAAUAUAGAGAUAUUUAUGUGGCUUAUGGGACAUUGUACCAAUUGGGUGUAUUCAUAUCACGAUCUAGUGGGAGCUGGGUCCGCAUUAGAGGCUUGUAUCUGCUUAGCGUUCUACAGUUCUUAAAUCUGGUCAUCUUGCUAAUACAGUCAUGGUAUUACGUUAUCCACUCAGUUUGGGUUAUAAUGGCCAUAGUACUGUACGAAGGGUUGCUUGGCGGUGCAUCUUAUGUUAACAGUUUCCUGAAUAUUUCAGAAGACGUCCCGCUGGCUGAACGUGAGUUUUCUCUUGGCGCAGUGUCAAUUUCUGACUCCUCGGGCACCCUUGUUGCCGCCUUCAUUGGCAUUCUCCUCGAGCCAGUGCUGUGCUCUCAUCAGGUUAAAACCGGCCGCCCGUGGUGUCAGCUGGAGUGA
Eremothecium gossypii ATCC 10895 is the source of this 1239-nucleotide messenger RNA. It is a transcript of the gene YHC3, whose product is annotated as amino acid transporter YHC3. The record is from RefSeq and is marked provisional. Gene Ontology annotation, biological process: regulation of intracellular pH. The coding region runs from base 1 to 1239 and encodes 412 amino acids. Lineage: Eukaryota; Fungi; Ascomycota; Saccharomycetes; Saccharomycetales; Saccharomycetaceae. Gene Ontology annotation, cellular component: vacuole; membrane. The transcript has a single exon.